Molecule: messenger RNA, 1587 nt
Organism: Colossoma macropomum (tambaqui)
Lineage: Eukaryota; Metazoa; Chordata; Actinopteri; Characiformes; Serrasalmidae
Gene: nusap1
Product: nucleolar and spindle associated protein 1
Biological process (GO): mitotic chromosome condensation; mitotic cytokinesis; establishment of mitotic spindle localization
Cellular component (GO): nucleolus; microtubule; mitotic spindle
Molecular function (GO): microtubule binding
Source: RefSeq, a predicted model, not a curated record
UCAACCGACGCGGGCGCCUUGUUUCAGUUAACCGACCCAAACAAACCGAGUGAUUAACUGCGACGCAGGCAGGCGACGUCUAUUCGUUCUCUUGUGCGUUUUUAAAACGUUUAUUUGGUCUUAAACGAUGGAUUUAGACUCUCUUAAGUAUGCCGACCUGCGGCAGCUCGCCAAGAGUGUCGGUUUGAAAGCCAACAUGAAGGCUGAGAAGUUGCUGAAGGCACUGAAGGAGCACUUUGAACAACAAGGGAGCUCAGAGAAUGGAAAUAGUGUUGUCGCUGAUGUUGUGCAGACACCUGCAGGAGUGGAUGAGGCCAAGCCUUCACACGUGACCAAGCGGCGUGGGAAGGCUCAGGGCGCAAAGAGAAAGCAUUCUGACCAAGGGUGUACAGAUAAUGAUCCCAAACUGGGAGACAGCCCAGCUCAGGACAGUGCCAUGCCUGAUGAAGCACAGGAUGGCAGAAGGAGUUCGAAGAGGAGAAAGGUGUCCCCAGCCAAGGGCACGGAAACUCCAGCAUCAUCUGAGGAACCCAAAGGGAACCAGCCAGGGGCUCAACCUGAAUCUGAUGCCAGCACUGAGCAAAGUGCUAAAGGUGUGGGUAAGAAGACUGCUGGCAAAAUUCCUCGUCAUGAGGGUCUGCUGAAGAAGAAAGCACUCAGGCCCACCACUCCAGACUUUAAAAAACUCCAUGAGGCGCACUUCAACAAGAUGGAGUCUAUUGAUUCGUAUGUGCAGAGGAAGAACAAGCAGAUGGAAGCGUUCAGAAACACUGUUAAGGAGCUGAAGGCUCAGUCCGAAAACGUGAAGAAAUCCGGUGAUGCAAAGACUCGGGCUAAGCCGCUGGUAAGCCGAGCCUCGCUGUUCAGCCCAGGUGUGCAGGAAAGAAAGCCAUCUGCAGAGAAACACAGGUUCACCCAGAUACUUGCCAAGAAGUCUGCAGUGAAGGACAGUGCCCCCUUCAGGCCUACUGUCCUUUCAACUAACAAGAUCAAUGUGAGGUUUACGCAGGGGACGCAGGACAAUGAGCACAAGCGUUCUUUGGUGAAGACUCCAGCUCGGAUGUCACCCAUGAUUCCUCUCACUCCCACUCCUGGCAGGAAAUCUGAGGUCCUCACCAAACCGGAGACAAACAAAACACCAGGAUUGACUCCUUUUGUCUUCAGUGGUGCUUCGACCACUCCAGCGACCAACAAGAAGAAUACAUUUGAUUUGAAAGCCAGCCUCUCUCGGCCGCUCACUUACAAGCCUCACAAAGGAAAGCUGAAGCCUUUUGGUGCAACGCAAGAUGCAAAUGCAUCUCUGAACAAGUCCCAGACAGUUCCAUCUCACCAGAAGAACUACAAACAGCAAGUACAGACAAGAGAUGAGCGGCGCAUCAAGCACACGGAGGACAGGAAGCAGAAGAAGGAAAAGAUGCUUGGUGCCAGACGUGGCUUGGUUAUGGCUUAAUGCUUCAGUUUUUGGUAGUGUGCUUUUAGCUAUGUGUACAUUCUGAUUUUAGCUUGUCUGUCUGUUGUCAGUGUUUAAUACUCUUUUGUAUAAAUUGCUUCUCUUCAAAGGAAAAAAAUUACACCACCUUUUUUUCU